UAAAAUACAUGUGUGAGUGUGCGAGUGCGUGUGUGUGUAUACAGUAUUUAUUGUAUGUAUGCAUAUAUGCCUGUGCGUACAGGCAGUUCUAUAUGUAUUGUAUCAGUUUGGUACAUUCUACUCUACAGUCUGUGCCUUUUGUAUGGCCAAAAAUUUUUACAACUAAUGGAUUGUCUUUGCUGCAGUGCUGAGGAAAUUUCUUAACUUUCAUAAUUAAAAUUAAUUAAAACCUUAGUACGAAUCGUACAAUUCUUUGUUUCUCUCUCUCUCUCUCUCUCUCUCUCUCUCUCUCCCCCUCUCUCCCUCUCUCUCUCUCGCUUCUUUCUCCCCACCAUAUAAAAUUUACCCGAGUAUAUUGCAUAUUAGACUCUACAUUAUAUCCAUCUUUAUAAAUAUAUAGAUACGAAUAAAGCCAAUUUCCUAGAAAUGGGACCAAUUUUUUAUACUGGCAGAAUAGAAGAAUAACAAAUGUAAUGAUAUAGCAGCAUACAUGUUGGUUGCAUACUAUAAAUUGUUUAUAUUGUAUAUAUUUAUAUUAUAAGAAUAGACUAUACAUGCAGUAUAGUUGAACUAUAGCAAUGAACCAAUGUAUAGAGUAAUGUUAAAGUUGCUGCCGGUGCCUUUCGUUUAAACGGGUUAAAGAUCUUUUAGAAACUAUAACAAGUCUCUUAUCUAACAGUUUCAAAUAUCUUUUCACAUCUUCCCCAUUCCCAUGGUCAUUAUAUUAUACUUUUGAUAAGGAAAGUUUGUCAUUUUCUAUAGAAAUUAAGUGGAAAAGCUAGAAAUAGUAAAGUGUAUCGGUAAUAUAACAAAAACUAUAUCGUUGUUACACUUGCUGCUCUACUUUCUAUUGCUAAUUGAUCAUCUCCAAUGCUGGUGAAAAGAAACUAGAAAUUGUAGGCCAAGCGGACAGAGAGAAGGGAAUUCUUAGCUGAAAGUGACUAAUAGAUCAAAAGCAUUUUGAAAAGCGAUAUUGAUGACUAAUUAUGAAAUGGUGAUGAGUGAAUUAAAUUUAAAAAAGAACAAAAACAAAAGAUUAAGACAAGAAGAAGAAAACUAGAGAAUAAUGCUGAUAAGGGGGAAGAGAAGGAGGGAAAACGUCGAGAACAUCAAGGUUGGAGCAAUCGAUUUAAAGUCUGAAGUGAAGAAAGGUUUAAGGAAAGACUAUACUAUUGGUUUAGAGCAAUACGACGGAAAAGGCGGUACUAUCUAUGUUGUUAUUAGGAAAAAAAAGAAAAUACUCUUCAAAGAAGAUUUAUAUCAAAUUCAAAUAAUCGAUUUAGAGAAUUUAACAACUAUUAUUGCUAAUAAGACUUCGGCGUUUGUCGUAAAAUUUCCAGACUCGAAUUGGGCAUCUUCAUUUUCAUUUUUCUACAAAGAAAAAGAUGCCGACAAAGAGGAAGAUAUUGUUAUACUUCCUUUCAAGUAUGCUCCAGCUAGACCAAAAGCUCCCCAGCCACCUGUAGAAGUUGAUCGUCAAAAUUUACGUAAGCCUCAACUUCCACUUCCCUCUACUUCUUCUUCUCUCCCACCCCCUCCUCCUCCUCUUCUACAACAACAACAACAACAACAAAAACAAAAAAAACCACCACCACCACCACCACCACCGCCGCCGCCACCUCAGUCAAAGGUAAAGCCGAUUCCUUUGGCUCCUCCAAUUGGUUUAGAAAAACCGAAGACAAUAAAAAAGGUAGAACGUAAAACUUCUGGCAAAACGCAACAAGCAAAAAGAGGAGGAGAAGAGAAGUUGGAAGAGAAGGAAAGAAAGUGGAAAUUCGAUUUGAACGAGAUAAGAAGUUUUAAUAAAGAAAAGUUGAAAAAAGUUAAAGAUGACGAAAAGAAUAAAAUGAAAAAAUACGAAAAUUAUGCAGAGAGAGUCUUCCCAGGGAUAAGUAGAGUUCUUGAUAAAAGGCGAAGAGAUGUGGCUGGUAUGUUAGGCGAUACUCCGUCGCUCUCGGAAAAGGGGGAAGACGAUUCGUGGUCGAUAGAUCAAGUUGGAAAGCGUAGGGUAAGCAGGUUAGAAUAG
Dimorphilus gyrociliatus is the source of this 2026-nucleotide messenger RNA. The record is from the annotation of a GenBank genome assembly. NCBI's taxonomy places the organism in Eukaryota, Metazoa, Annelida, Polychaeta, Dinophilidae.